Molecule: messenger RNA, 2715 nt
Organism: Meloidogyne enterolobii
Lineage: Eukaryota; Metazoa; Nematoda; Chromadorea; Rhabditida; Meloidogynidae
Source: the annotation of a GenBank genome assembly
UUUUGUAUUUAUUUGUUCUUUGUUCUUAGCAUGCAAUUAAUGACCUUUUUUUAUUUUUUUUUUGUAAAUUUAAUUAGUUUAAGUAUUUUCUCUUGUGUUACAAUUUUUAAUAUUUUUAAUUUAAUUUUUAUUUUCGCGCAUUUUGUAUAUUUUUUUAUUAAAAUUAAUUUAAUUUUUUUUUAAUUUUAAGGAAAAAAACAUUUAUUAUUUUAUUAUUAUUUUCCAACAAUUAUUUUUUAAAAAUUUUGUGAAGGUGGAAAAUAAAAAAAAAUAUUUGGAAAUUUAAAUAUAUUUUUAUUUCAACAAUUUUUUUUUGUCAAAAAAUAAAAUAAAAUGAUGGAUUCAGCCAGUCAAUUACUUUUAUCAGCUUCCCCUCUACAAUUACAUGCUGCCAUCUCUGUUGCUGCAGCACAAGCAGCAGCAGCUGAAGAACAACAACAACAAUCUUUGGCAACAGCAGCAGCUACAGCAAAAAAUGCAGAAAUUAAAAUUGAAGAACCUGCGGGAGAAGGAAAUGGGGGAGAGGAAGCAGCAAUGCCUAAUUCCUCUGCUGCCCAAAGUCCCCGUCAAACCAACAAUGCUCUAGAAGCAGCUUUUAAUCUUAAUUUUUUGUUAAAAAUGGAAACAGAUUCUGAUGAUAAACUUGCACCUUUGGAGAUUAGUGAAAGUAUGUCUUCAUUGAAUGGUUCUUUGCAGACAAGUCCCACAAUAAUUACUUGCAAAACCCCUCCAGCAAAUGGAAAGUCAAUGCUGCAAGUUAUAAAACCUCCUGGAGAUGAAAAAGAAGAAAGACCAUCAUUAAGUUACAAAGAUUUAAUUAUCGAAGCUAUCGAAAGUAAUCCGGAUAGAAGAUUAAAAUUAAGUGAAAUCUACCAAGUAAUUAAAUAUUUACAUCCGUAUUAUCAAAGAAGAGCCGAUCAAUGGGGAUGGCAAAAUUCUAUUAGACACAAUCUUUCUUUACAUGAUUGUUUUGUUAAAUUGCCAUUAAAACAGACUAGUGCUAAUGGGGUUGUUGGUCAUUUCUGGACUGUAGUUCAUCGUAACCCUGAAGACAAACAAGGGCCAACAAGGAGACGUUCUCGUGCAAAUGGCACAGGCGGUGGACCUACUGGAAAAGGGUCUAGAAAAGUAGGAGGGAAUCAAGGUCAUCCAGCAUCCCAAGUUGGAAAUGCUGCUGGAGGGAAGGCAAAAGGAUUGAAAGGAAGGCAAAGUGUUAGCCUUUCCCACCUCUUCAGCUCGGAUAGCGGUGUUAUGAGUGACGAUUGUGGUGGUGGUACACAAUCUGGGGAUAUUAGUCCAACUAAUGGUAGCGCCUCAGUUCCGGCUUCUUUACUGCAAAUUAAUACCUCUUCUGAUUUAUUGACUCAAACAAACAAAUUUCAACCUCUUCAAUCCCCUCUGGCUUCAAAUAGCCUCCAACAUUCAGCAUUACAAUUAGCGUUGAAACAGCAAGCUGCUGCUGCUCUUAAUUUUAAUAAUAAUGGAAUGAAUUUGAAUCAGAAUAAUCUUCUUUCCCCUCUCGAACUUGUUUUGGGAAGUCAAGCUGUAGCUCAGCAUUUACUUGCUGCCCAAACACCUCAACAUCACCAACAACAACAACAAUUAUUACAAUUUUCUCCAAUUCCUGGCAAAACAGCCCCUUCACAACCAGCAUUAUUAGAACAACAUUUACAACAAUUAUUAGCUAUUGCUGCUGGAGCACAACAAGAUCAAUUAUUAACUCAGCCAGAAACACCUGCAUCUGCUCCUCCUUCUUUACCUGCCAAUCCAUUAGCACCAACAACUUCUAAUUCAACAUUAGCUACAACACCAACAACAAAUGGAGGAGGGUUAAAUCUGCUCAGUCAAUUAGCUAGCCAGGCAUUAGCUUCUACAAGUCCACAACCUACACAACAACCUCAACAACAACAAGAUCAAGCUUCAUUAGCAGUUGCAGCAGCUGCUGCGGCAGAAUUACAACGUAUUCAGUUGGUUCAGUUAUAUGCACAACAACAGCAGUUACAACAACAAUUAGCCCUUUUGGAGCACACCCACAGAGAACAUUUAAAUCUUCGUUUACUUGGUGGACAUCGUCAUAAUGAUUUUCCUCAUGGCCAUUCUGCCCCUCUUAGUCCAGUUGUUCACGAUCCAUUAACAACAACUUUAAAUCGAAAUAAUCCUUUACUUCUUAAUUUGGCAGCAACAACAGCCCCUUCUUCUCCGUCAGUUUUAGCAAAUGAAAAUGGGAGGAAUAAUUCAAAUAAUAAUCAGUCAAUGUUAACACAAUUAUUAUUAUCAAGAUUAUUUUCUUCUGCUGCUUCUACAAAUAAUAAUAAUGAAAAUAAUAAUUCAACAAAUGUUGAACAACAACCAACAACUAAUUUAACUGACAAUUCCCCACCCCCUCCAUCAUCUGUCCCCGCUGUUGCACACUCUCCUGUUGCUGAAAGUGUUAAUCAACAACAAGUUGAAUUACAACAAGCAGCUUUAUUGCUUGAACGUUAUCAACAGCAACAACAACAACUUUUGUUAAUUGACCAAUUCCAACAACAACAGCAACAAUUAGCAGAAGUUGGACAACUUCAAGCGCUAACUCAAGUAUUUGGAACUGCAGCAGCUGCUGCCGCCGCGGCUGCCGCUGUUGUUGAACAAGUCCAAGAGGCACAACAACAAAUUGCUGAGCAACAAAUUGUUGAACAACAAGAGAGUGAGGAAGUAGUUUCUGUUGUUGUUUGA